Messenger RNA from Gavialis gangeticus (Gharial), 2691 nucleotides. RefSeq names its product RCSD domain containing 1 (gene RCSD1). Gene Ontology annotation, cellular component: WASH complex; early endosome. NCBI's taxonomy places the organism in Eukaryota, Metazoa, Chordata, Crocodylia, Gavialidae. Gene Ontology annotation, molecular function: actin filament binding; phosphatidylinositol phosphate binding; retromer complex binding. The record is from RefSeq and is a predicted model, not a curated record. The transcript has 7 exons. Gene Ontology annotation, biological process: protein localization to endosome; retrograde transport, endosome to Golgi; skeletal muscle contraction. The coding region runs from base 172 to 1308 and encodes 378 amino acids.
CACGGCGCAGGGCCACUCACUGGGCUCUGCAAGUUCUCAAGCUGAGUUGGGGCUCGGAUACCAUACGCUCCACACUGCAGCGGUGUGCUCUUGCUCUGGCUGGGCCGAAUUUUUCCAAAGAUAAGAGGGAGAGGGGUGGGGAAGAAAGGCUGCCCUGAGGACACCUCUCACAUGCAGAACAUGGAGAAUCGACCAGCAGUGACCAGUGCAGAGGUAGAGAAAUCAGCAUCCCCAUCAGUGGCUCAGUUAGCAGAAAGGUUCAAAGAGCAAGCAGCUGCCGUUUCUGGAAAGGAGGUACCAACCAGUAGACCAACCAGGAGGAAACCACCAUGCUCCCUUCCCUUACACAUCCACAAAGUGGAGGCAGGCCAAAAUAACGAGCAAAAGCCAUCUCCAAAUGCGGGUCCACUUCCCAAGGUCAAGGUGAAAAGCUCUCCCAUGAUUGAAAAACUGCAGGCCAAUCUGGCAUUUGCUCCAGCUGUGCUGCUUCCAGGUACAUCUCCAAAGAGUCCAGGUCUGAAAGUCAUGCCGUCUCCAUUUAGCACUCCCCCUUCAACUCCCAGCAGCCCAGGUAUUCAGUCCCGUUCCAGCGAGUCAGAUGAAGCACCAGUUAGCUUUGAUCAACCACCAGAGGGCACUCACCUGCAAAACUAUAACAAGGUGCGGACAAGAGGAUCAAUAAAGCGGAGACCUCCCUCCAGGAGAUUCCGAAAGUCUGGAAGUGGUGAAGAGUUAGGGGCAACGGUUUCAUCUCAAGAAAAUGGUGCAAAGGAAGAGAAUGGUGAUGAGGUGUUUGCACCCAAGGGUAAGACAGAUGAGCCAGGAACAGAAAGCAAAGCAAUGGAGAAACAGAUUGGAUCUGAUGAAAAUUCUCCAUCAAGGAGAAGAUCCUUCAGGACAGAAAGUAAAGAUGAGAGAGAAAAGCAAGCAGAGGAAACAGCCCCUUGCAAGAGCAGCACAGAAGAGGAAACAGUGACACAUUGCAAGAGCAGCACAGGAGAGGAGGAAGGGAAAUCAGACAAGAGAAACACUGAGACCUUGUGCCAGGUGGCUGUGGAAGACAAGGAAGAGAAGGUGUGCAAGAGCACUGUGGGGGAAAAGGAGGAUGACAAUGUCUGUGAACCCAAUAAAAGGGACAAAGAAAAGGAAGAGGUGGAGAAGAAGGAAGUUGAGAGCACUGAUACACAGGAAAAAUCAGACAUCCAGGAAAAGGACUCAGAGCCCGGGACACUGCAGCUGGCAGCAGACACAGACACCGCCAGUGAGAAGCCCAGUGUGACACCAACACAAGAACUGGGCACUGAGUAAAUAUGAUGCAGGAAGAAAAAAUCAGGACACAGGAGACAUCUGAAGAGGAGCCAAAAAGUCCAAUUAAGGUGUAGCUACUGGAGGACCUUCCCUGCCAGAACAGCAGAAUAUGAAUAACAUGAAGGAUCUAGAAGCAGCCGAGAGACCUGUGACCCAACACUGGUUCACUGCUCUUAUGCCAUAAUGCUCUAUGGGAGAAGGAAAGGCUGGAAUGAAGAUGGCUUUUUAUCAUGGCAGGCUUCACCAGCUGGCUCUUCUUGGGUACAUUCAAUCACUUUAAAAUAAUGUCCGGACUGGAGACUUAAUACAUACUUAUCUUGGACCCAGCAAACAUCACUGUGUCUGGGUCUGUUAUUUUCCAUUACUGCUGAGCUCCAAAUUUUGUUUUAUUCUCUGUUUCAGUCUUAGAUGCAGUUUAUCAGUUUCAGACAUAGAAAAGUUGUGCCUAUUAAAUAGCUUCUUUUGAAAUAUUUUUCAGUUUUCAAACAUAAGUAAAUAAUGUUUUAAAAACAGGGAAAAUAUAUAAAUAUGUUAUAUGGCAGACGUGAACCCUAAAUAUGGAGAAGAGCCUUCUGAAAUUGUUUAUAAAGCCUCUUUGAUGAAUUUUCACUUGGACCAGCAUUAGGGUGGCCAAUCUGCACUUGAAACAUCUUAUUACUAACAUCCAACAGCUACUCUUAACAAAUGUGAUCUAAUUCUUUGGUGUUUUUUAGUGUUGGUGAAAAGUAGCAUCUAAAAAACUUGAUCCAGAGAACAUAAGUCCUGUAAUAGAAAAUAACAACAAAAGCUCAUUAGCCCAUCAAUGUGCUUCGAUCCUAACUGAGUAGGACCGGUAUAAAUGUAUCUUCAUAGCUUAUUCUACCUAAGACUUCCAUUCUGAGACUUCCCACAUGUGGCUAAUUAGUACUGAUUUUUUAUGACAUGGACAAUAGUUUGCGAGACCUGAACUGAAACAACCUACACAUUUCAUAUAAGCCAGUAAAGCCCUUUUGAAUGGGUGAAUUUCACUUAAUAUGGCCCAAGCUGGAUGUGAACUUGGUGAAUUUUCAUCCCUUUAAAAAUUAUAUAUAAGAAUGUUUCUUAAGAACUCUUAGAGGAAGAGUUUAAAAGGAUUUGGCAGUAGAAGUAUUUAGGUAAUGUGAUGCUGAGAACCACAUAGGUUCUCAAAGGAAGCAUUUAGGUCUCUGCUAAAUACUUCUGAGGCCUAGCUGGCUCAGAAGAUGAAUAGUGGCUGAGCUGUGGAACCAUUUAUCUCUCAGUUGCAUUUACUAUCUAUUGGCCUUCAUGAAAUGAGUUGGAAGCAUGUCUCGGUUCCAUACCCAGUAGACAGGUGUUCACAUAACUACAGUAUAGCUACAGCACACGGUUUGAUGAUACUACCAA